Molecule: messenger RNA, 3221 nt
Organism: Molossus molossus (Pallas's mastiff bat)
Lineage: Eukaryota; Metazoa; Chordata; Mammalia; Chiroptera; Molossidae
Gene: CASP2
Product: caspase 2
Exons: 11
Coding region: 15-1373 (452 amino acids)
Biological process (GO): regulation of apoptotic process; proteolysis
Molecular function (GO): cysteine-type endopeptidase activity
Source: RefSeq, a predicted model, not a curated record
GGGAAAAGCGAGAAAUGGCGACACCGAUCGCCGGCUCCCGGCCCGCCCUCCCCGUGAAGGGGCUAAUGACCGCGGACAGAAGACGCAGGGCCCUGGAAGUGUGUGGCAUGCACCCUGACCAUCAGGAAGCUCUGAAAAAGAACCGAGUGAUGCUGGCCAAACAGCUGUUGCUGAGUGAACUGUUAGAACAUCUCCUGGAGAAAGACAUCAUCACCUUGGAAAUGAGGGAGCACAUUCAGGCCAAAGUGGGCAGUUUCAGCCAGAAUGUGGAACUUCUCAACUUGCUGCCCAAAAGGGGUCCCCAGGCUUUUGAUGCCUUCUGUGCGGCCCUGAGGGAGACCAAGCAGGGCCACCUGGAGGAUCUGUUGCUCUCCACCCUCUCGGGUCUUCAGCACGUACUCCCACCGUUGAGCCAUGACUACGACUUGAGUCUGUCUCUCCCGGUGUGUGAGUCCUAUCCCCCUCACAAGAAGCUCCGCCUGUCUGUAGAGACUGUGGAACACUCCCUAGACAACAGAGACGGCCCACACUGCCUUCAGGUGAAGCCUUGCACUCCUGAGUUCUAUCAGAUGCACUACCAGCUGGCCUAUCGGUUGCAGUCUCGGCCUCGAGGCCUCGCACUGGUCCUUAGCAACGUGCACUUCACUGGAGAGAAGGACCUGGACUUCCGCUCUGGAGGGGACGUGGACCACAGCAGUCUGGUCACCCUCUUCAAACUCUUGGGCUACAAGGUCCAUCUUCUACUCAACCAGACUACACAGGACAUGCAAGAGAAGCUCCAGAGUUUCGCCCAGUUGCCGGCCCACCGAGUCACCGACUCCUGCAUCGUGGCCCUCCUCUCUCACGGCGUGGAAGGCGGCGUCUAUGGUGUGGACGGCAAGGUGCUGCAGCUACAAGAGGUUUUCCGGCUCUUUGACAAUGCCAACUGCCCGAGCCUGCAGAACAAGCCGAAAAUGUUCUUCAUCCAGGCCUGCCGUGGAGAUGAGACGGAUCGUGGAGUUGACCAGCAGGACGGAAAGGACCGUUGCCCAUCCCCUGAGCGUGAGGCGAGCGACACUGGCACGCAGGAGUUGCUGAAGACGCGGCUGCCCACGCGCUCGGACAUGAUCUGUGGCUAUGCCUGCCUCAGAGGGACUGCUGCCAUGCGGAACACCAAACGGGGCUCCUGGUACGUGGAGGCCCUCACUCAAGUCUUCUGUGAGCGCGCUUGCGACAUGCACGUGGCCGACAUGCUUGUCGAGGUGAACAGACUUAUCAAGGAGCGUGAGGGCUACGCCCCUGGCACGGAGUUCCACCGCUGCAAGGAGAUGUCAGAGUACUGCAGCACCCUGUGCCAGCACCUCUAUCUGUUCCCAGGACACCCUCCCACGUGACGCCACCGCCGGGCAGCAGGGGGCGUGCGGAAGCCUUGGCAGCAUUACACUGUCUGUUCUCCCCCUCGGGCACUGUGCGUUUCUGGGCUGAUCCGCAGCCUGCCAUCUUUGCCAAGGGGUCCAGACCCCGGGACCGCAGGCUGGCUCUCUCCUGGGGGUCGGCCCUAGCUGGACUGGUCGCUAGCAGCCUUUGGCUGGCAACAGAUACUGUGAGCACUGCGUGUUUAUGCGGAGAGCAUGCGGGUCUCCUGGACCUGAGCUCACUUCCUGCCGGGGCUUUUGUAGGUAACACUGGUCAUCGCUUUGAUUGCUUCAGUGACGAUGUCGCAGAGGUCAUCUGUCUUUCAUAUCCCAGCCCCACAUGUCCCAGAGGAGAGUUUGGAAGGACGCACAGGACCAGGGACACACUGCUGCUGUGUGUGGGAUGACCUGUGCAUUCCUGUGGUGCAGCAAGGCCACCCCUGCAAGGACCGUCUUCCUGGUGCCCCUCUGGGCCCCUUGGGACUCAAGGAAUCCGGCUCUCACAGAGGUUAGGGGCAGAUGCCUUGUAUCUGGAACUUGUUGGUCUGCACGGGGAAGGCCCAAAGAUCUCUUCUCUUCCACUGGAAGGAGCUGGCAGAGAGCCAGCAGAGGCAGGUGAGGGUGGCAUGCUCCCUCGGGUUCUCGCCGGCCACCUUCUCUCCCUCCUAGGAAAUGUCCCUCCUGUAGAGCUUCCCAGUUAUCUCCCUGUUUCCUGUCCCCUCCCCGUCGCUCAUCCCCGUUACUGCUGCCUCCAGAUCUGUCCGAAAUACUACGUAGUCGGAUCACCUGGCUGCCCGAGGAGGUCAUGUACCUGCUCCUGCUUUCGGUGUCGGUGUUACAGCCGCCUUGACGACACGGCUCGUUCCCUUCCCCCGUGUCUGCUCAGGGAGGCCUUGCUGUGGGGCUACACCUGUUCGUUUCCCUGGGAGCUGUCUUCGUCUGUGCUUACAGGCCUCUGACCUCACUUUUGUCCCCUCCAAUCUGUCUGGAUGACAGAUUUUAGUUUUUAAAUAUCAAUCUGGUUCUGUCACUCCCCUGCUUGGGACCCUUUGAUUUCUUAUUACACCUUAAAUAAAAUCCAAACUCCUUCCCUUGGCUACAAGCCCCACCUGUCCUUUGAGACUUCUUAAGUGCUGCUUUGUCUCUAAGUGACAGCCCAGUGGCUCCCUCCAAUGCAGAUGUUCCGAGCUUCCCUGUCGUGAACCAUGACAGACACUCGGAGUCGACUGAGCACCACUCACCUGGAUUGGGUGGUUUAUCUUCAAGGCUCGGCAUCCGUGGCACGGGUGGAGGCCUCCUCGGCUGUUCUAUCCCUAAAUGACCUGUGUUCAUUACUGUCCUGUUUAAUUCUCUCAUUGUACUUUUCAUAACCUGUAAUAUAUUUACUUGCUUCCCUUGUUCAUCUCUGUCUCCUUCACGCGGGCAAGAGCUUUGUCUCGUGUUGACCAAUAUGUACCCAGUGCCUGGCACGUGUUGGGGCUCCAGUACAUGUUGAAGGAGCAGCCCUAGCUAGAAGCCUACUUUUUGACAGCAGACAGACAGUUUGGUAUUUGUACUCUGUAUUUUUCAUGUAUCAACCCUGAAGACAUGUCAGGUGUGAAACAGCUUCCUCCACAUCUCCCUCAAAGCCUGACAGCGCUCGGCCCGUGUAAUAGUUCAGGUGCUCAGUGAAGAGGCGUCCUGUGAGCCAGGUGGUUGGGAGACUCAUGACCAAGCCCUGCCUGCCCUGGAUCAGUAUUGCGUGGAAGUAUUUGGGUGACAGAACCUUUCCACUUCCCAUUGCCAGGACGUUGUGUUGCCAUCAGGUGCCAAAUAAAUGCUCCUAUU